CCUCCCCCCAUACCUCACCCCCCCCCAUCACAUCGAGAAUUCUUUUCAACUCUAUAUCACCGACGCCCCAUCGGCGAUAUCGUAUUUAAUCAUGGGCUUACUAUCAACCCGUUUCCUCCGCAUCCCGCGGCCAACGACAUUCCUUUAUGUGAUGAGUCUCCGGACCGGCGCUUCUCUCAUCACUUUGUCCCUCCUUCUCAAUAAGAUCAGUGGGCUCUAUGGCCUUCUCGCCCUCCUGACCGGCUACCACCUCUCCCCCGUCCAACUGUCCAUGUACCUGUAUUCCCUUGUCGCUCUCGGUCUCGCCGCGCUCCUCUUCCCCCAUAUCCGGAAACAGACCCCCCUGCAAUGUCUGGCCCUCGCGUGGCUGUACGUGUUCGACAGCGUCAUCAACGCCGCCUACACCGCGGCCUUUGGCGUGACCUGGUUCUUGGUGAUCUCCCAGCACUACGACAGCGACGCGGCAUCCGGCCCCGGCAGCGAGACGAUCGAACAGACGGCCGGCUUCACCAAUCCCAAGUACGACACGUCCGACUACAGUUCCAACGAUCACGAGGCGAGAUCCGCGCUGGAUGAUGGGCUGAGCAAUGCCGUGUCCCAGCCCGAGAGCUUCCAAAGCAUCGUCUGCAUCUGUUUGCUGUGGAUCGUCCGCGCUUACUUCGUGUUUGUCAUGCUGGCGUUCGCCCGCCAAGCUUUGCGCCGUUACAUGGCGGUACCUCGCCACACCCAGCUGCCCACCCAUAGCCGCAGCACCUCCAUGGCCAGCGUCGCCAGCGUGGCCGACAUCGACCGCGAGCCGUUCUCCCCCUUCAGCCCCGAAGGCCAAGGCUGGAAGGGUAAACUGGGUCGCGCCAUGAUCGGCGUCGGUCGCAAUUACUGGCUGGGCGAAGACGAGGAUAACAGCAGCUGGAUGAACGUGGUCGGCCCCCGGCUCCAGCCCCGGGGCGAGCCCGAUAGCGGGCUUCUCCCCGGUCCCCUCGAGCGGGAGCGGCGCCGUCGAUCUGGGACCGGGCCUCCGCAGCCCUCCCAGUCCGCUGUCCAGGCGGCCGCCUUGCAACAGCCCAUCUACGAGCAACCUCCGCCCUGCAUCAACGUCAAGAUGCACGACUGGAACGACCCGCGGUAAUUCGUCGGGACUGCAUGUCUGGAUGCUCGGUGUGCGAUCCGAUCAUCCAACGUUGUAUUCGUAUCGCCUCCGUUCCCCUAGGACGUUCUUCAAUUUCUGGAAGAUAUCGCAGACCGGUUGGUCUGACUUUUCUCCGUCUAAUAUUCCCCCCCCACCUCCUUUUCUUUUCCCCUCGGUACAGAGAGGGGAACUGCUCUCCCGUCCCUUCGCUUGCACAUGAUGUUAUUGGGUCGUAUUUCUCUUGUUUCUAUAUAUGCCGCAAUGACCUACAUACCCUAGUUGGGCCAUCAGGUGGAGCGGUUCCAGAGAUCUCGUGGUCUCUGGCAACCUCUCCGCUGUUCUCUUCAGAUUUCAUUAUUGGGAAAGGCGUUGGUUUUUUUUGAGGGGCCACGGGGACGUCUUUUUGUUGGCGGAGAGGUCCGGCUUGGGCAGGGCACCUGGGAAUUCUUGUAGGCUCCCGGACGCCCUUGAAGUCCUAAGGCAUGACCCGGGCGUCUGGGGGGGCCUUGUAUAUUGUUGAUCAAGAUAAGGGUUUUGCCGUGUCUGUUGGUUCACUGGCGUUUUGGGAUACUACCAUAAUAGGGAUUGCAUAUUGCUGUACCCUGUCAUCAGAUAAGAUAUACAUAUUGAUUCUUUCUUGACCU
This is a messenger RNA of Aspergillus candidus, 1770 nucleotides long. RefSeq names its product inositol phosphorylceramide synthase regulatory subunit KEI1. Gene Ontology annotation, biological process: inositol phosphoceramide metabolic process. Gene Ontology annotation, molecular function: inositol phosphoceramide synthase regulator activity. Gene Ontology annotation, cellular component: Golgi membrane; inositol phosphoceramide synthase complex. Bases 92 to 1126 code for a protein of 344 amino acids. Lineage: Eukaryota; Fungi; Ascomycota; Eurotiomycetes; Eurotiales; Aspergillaceae. The transcript has 2 exons. The record is from RefSeq and is a predicted model, not a curated record.